AUGACUUCAUUACAAGACCCCCAGCGACUGCACACAACUUCCUCGUCUUCGUCCUUGCUGGACCUUGCAUCCAAUCUUGUUUCUCCAAAGUCCUUCCUUUUCAACGCUCACCACAAAACACCCCCUCCUUCACUCCCGCCCCAGCGCGCUUCAACGAUGGACAAGGCGCAGCAACCCAGCUCAUUCCAGCAGCUGGAGAAGCUCGGAGAGGGUACAUAUGCCACCGUUUUCAAGGGGCGAAAUCGCCAGACCGGCGAACUUGUCGCUUUAAAAGAGAUUCACCUUGAUUCCGAAGAAGGAACACCGUCCACCGCCAUUCGCGAAAUCUCGUUGAUGAAGGAACUGAAACAUGAGAGCAUCGUAUCCCUUUACGACGUGAUUCAUACAGAGAACAAGCUCAUGCUUGUGUUUGAAUACAUGGACAAGGAUUUAAAGAAGUACAUGGAUACCCGGGGCGAUCGGGGGCAAUUGGACCAAGCUACCAUUAAGUCAUUCAUGCAUCAACUUAUGAAUGGCAUUGCAUUCUGCCAUGACAACCGAGUCCUGCAUCGCGAUCUCAAGCCACAAAAUUUGUUGAUCAAUAAGAAAGGGCAAUUAAAACUAGGGGAUUUUGGGCUUGCGCGCGCAUUCGGUAUCCCUGUCAACACAUUCUCGAACGAAGUCGUGACGCUCUGGUACCGUGCUCCGGAUGUUCUUCUUGGCAGUAGGACAUACAAUACGAGUAUCGAUAUUUGGUCCGCGGGUUGUAUUAUGGCAGAGCUAUACACAGGGCGCCCGUUGUUCCCGGGAACAACCAACGAAGAUCAACUGCAGAAGAUCUUCCGCCUCAUGGGAACGCCCUCUGAGCGCUCCUGGCCUGGUAUCUCCCAGCUUCCGGAGUACAGAGCCAAUUUCCAUGUUUAUGCCACACAAGACCUCGGCCUAAUCCUUCCCCAAAUUGACCCGAUCGGCCUUGAUCUGUUGAAUAGAAUGCUCCAACUACGACCGGAGAUGCGCAUCAGUGCCCAUGAGGCCCUUCAACAUCCUUGGUUCCGUGACCUUCCACAGCUACAAGCACAGUUGCAUCAGCAGCAGCAGCAAAUGGCUGGGUAUGGGGGAAUGAUGCCGCCUCAACAAGCGUAUUAG
This is a messenger RNA of Aspergillus puulaauensis, 1125 nucleotides long. Its product is annotated as cyclin-dependent serine/threonine-protein kinase phoA. Gene Ontology annotation, biological process: protein phosphorylation. The coding region runs from base 1 to 1125 and encodes 374 amino acids. Gene Ontology annotation, cellular component: nucleus; cytoplasm. The record is from RefSeq and is a predicted model, not a curated record. Gene Ontology annotation, molecular function: ATP binding; cyclin-dependent protein serine/threonine kinase activity. The transcript is spliced from 3 exons. NCBI's taxonomy places the organism in Eukaryota, Fungi, Ascomycota, Eurotiomycetes, Eurotiales, Aspergillaceae.